Molecule: messenger RNA, 1305 nt
Organism: Sphenostylis stenocarpa
Lineage: Eukaryota; Viridiplantae; Streptophyta; Magnoliopsida; Fabales; Fabaceae
Source: the annotation of a GenBank genome assembly
AUGAACGAGGAUUGCAAUUCUGGAACAGCGUCGCUGUUGUCCUCCCCCACAAAUUCCAAGAUCGCGGGAGAGAAGCGCGGAAGCUCUAACGCGGGACACAACGCUCGAAAACGAGUGAAGAUGAAGGAUCUUGACUCCGUUGUUCACUCCGCUGAAACUAAUAGCCGGGAGCUUAAAAACAACAAGGAAAACACUGUUCAGUGGUCGUUGGGUGCCUCAGAUUCUUCUCAACAAGGGAAAACAGGAAGGAACACGUUGCCGGAAGAGGUUAAUUUUGCGGCUAGGCCUCUGGAUCUUAACGCUGAAGCAUGCAAGAGCGGGGGGUAUGUUGAACAUUUCGCCAAAGGGUCUUUGACCGAGAAGCAAGCAAAAGGGCAUGGUAAUUUAGUCGUUUCAAGGGGAAUUAAUGUGGAUCUGAAUGCAGAAGAUGUUUCUAGCUCUGUGAAUUUGGAACCUGUAAAUUCCUCCAAAGGGCGCAAUCCUCUUAAGUCGAAGGAUGUAUCAGAAAGUGGAAGCUGUGUUGGACCUUUGGAGGAGAAGGAUCCGAUGAUGAAAUGGCAGCAGAUGAAGGAAUAUGGUUUUUGGUCACCCUCUCAUGCUGGUAUUCCAAAGCCGAAACAACGUGGGAGGAAAAGUAAGAAUGAAAUGCUGAAGAAAAAGAUGGAACUUGCAAAGAGGGAACAGGUUAACCGGUUUACCAAGAUUGCUGCUCCAAGUGGACUGCUGAAUGAGUUGAACCCCGGAAUUAUAAAUCAUGUGAGGAAUAGAAAACAAGUGCUUUCAAUUAUCGAGAAUCUUGUAAGGUCUGAAAAACAUGAAAGCACUGGCGUGGCAAACAAGCAAGCAGCACACAGAAUACAUGGAGGUGUGGAAGUUAGUAAGAGGGAUCAAGAAAAUGUGGCUGAUGUGGGAGAGCAUCAGCUUGCCUUUGCUUGUGAGGAAGGGGUUCUUCAUGGUUCUUCAGGGAACAAACAAGCAAGAAAGUUUCCUGUGACAAUGGAUGAUUCUUCUUUGAUUUUGGAGGGCAAAGUUUGUGAUCAUGAUGGAAGCACUGUAGAGAAAGGAAGUCUUAAAAGUUGUAUGACACAGUCAACGAAUGUUAUGGAGGAGGAUGUUUUGGCUCUGAAAUUGUCAUCUGAAACAAGGGCAUCAACGAGCUCUACCAAUUUUUCAAAUGAGGAAUCUUCAAAUGUCACAACGGUUUCAUCUCUUUCUCUAAAAGGCUCCUGCUACUGUUGCUUCUCAAUGGUUGGAGCUUCUACAUCAAGAUAUCAAAGGACGCCUUUCAGCUUUGAGACGCAGUAG